Salvia splendens (bonfire salvia) is the source of this 771-nucleotide messenger RNA. Its product is annotated as secreted RxLR effector protein 161-like. The transcript has a single exon. NCBI's taxonomy places the organism in Eukaryota, Viridiplantae, Streptophyta, Magnoliopsida, Lamiales, Lamiaceae. Bases 1 to 771 code for a protein of 256 amino acids. The record is from RefSeq and is a predicted model, not a curated record.
AUGUAUGAUGCUAAGCCUGCUUCAGUGCCCUUAGCUGCUCAUUUUGUGUUGAGUAAAGACCUUUGCCCUCAAACUGAUCUUGAAAUCAAUUCCAUGAAGAAAGUUCCCUAUGCUAAUGCUAUUGGAUCUGUUAUGUACUUAAUGGUCAGUACUAGACCUGAUAUUGCUUAUGCUGUUUCAUGCUUGAGUAGAUAUAUGUCUAAUCCUGGUCCUGUGCAUUGGGAAGCUUUGAAGUGGUUGUUGAGAUACUUGAAGCAUACUGCAAAGUAUGGUUUAUGCUAUUCUAAGUGUGAAGAAGGUGUUAAACUUGCUGGAUAUGUUGAUUCUAACUAUGCUAAUGACAGGGAUAAGAGGAAGUCCACCACUUCCUAUGUUUUUACUGUGUGUAGGUCCUGCAUUAGUUGGAAGUCACAACUGCAACAUAUUGUUGCCUUGUCUACUACUGAGUCUGAGUACAUUGCUAUCACUGAAGCUAUGAAAGAAGCUGUGUGGCUAAAGGGAGUACUUUCUGAACUUAACUUUGUGAAAACUCCUCCUGUGGUAUUCUCUGACUCUCAAUCUGCUAUUCAACUGUGCAAGAAUCCUGUUUUCCAUGAUAGAACUAAGCAUAUUGAUGUAAGAUUUCAUUACAUUAGGGAUAUUGUAGAAAAAUGUGAAGUUUUUCUUUCUAAAGUACACACAGAUAAGAACCCAGCUGAUAUGGGUACUAAAUGCUUACCUCUUGAAAAACUAAUUUUCUGCAUUAAGUUUUUGCAUUUUGAUUUUGGAUAA